Molecule: messenger RNA, 4944 nt
Organism: Dermochelys coriacea (leatherback sea turtle)
Lineage: Eukaryota; Metazoa; Chordata; Testudines; Dermochelyidae
Gene: EXOG
Product: exo/endonuclease G
Exons: 2
Coding region: 2125-2700 (191 amino acids)
Biological process (GO): apoptotic DNA fragmentation
Cellular component (GO): nucleus; mitochondrial inner membrane
Molecular function (GO): 5'-3' exonuclease activity; single-stranded DNA endonuclease activity; nucleic acid binding
Source: RefSeq, a predicted model, not a curated record
AUUUUAAGGAUGAAAUAUACUAUGUCUCUAGCUUUUGUUUUCUUCUACCCUGUCAGGGUUCCUUCCCCACUCUGAACUCUAGGGUACAGAUGAGGGGCCCCGCAUGAAAGACCCCCUAAGCUUAUUCUUACCAGCUUAGGUUAAAAACUUCCCCAAGCUACAAACUUUGCCUUGUCCUUGAACAAUAUGCUGCCACCACCAAGCAUUUUAAACAAAGAACAGGAAAAGAGACCGCUUGGAAACGCCUUCCCCCAAAAUAUCCCCCCAAACCUUACACACACCCUUUUCUGGGAAGGCUUGAGAAUAAUAUCCUAACCAAUUUGUUACAAAAUCAUCAAAGACCCAAACUCCUGGAUCUUGGAACAAUGGAAAAAUCACUCAGGUUCUUAAAAGAAGAAUUUUAUUUAAAAAAAAAAAAGAAAGGUAAAAAUCAUCUCUGUAAAAUCAGGAUGGGAAAUACUUUACAGGGUAUUCAGAUUCAAAACACAGAGGAUCCCUCUCUGGGCAAAACCUUAAAGUUACAGAAAACAGGAAUAAACCUCCCUCUUAACACAGGGAAAAUUCACAUAAAACAAAAGAUAAACUAAUCUGCCUUGCCUGGCUUACCUAUACUGGUUGCAAUAUUGGAGACUUGGAUUAGGAUGGGUUGGAGAAGAUGGAUUUCUGUCUGACCUCUCUCAGUCCCAAGAGAGAACAACCACAUAAACGAAGAGCACAAAACAAAAGCCUUCCUUCCCCCAAGAUUUGAAAGUAUCUUGUCCCCUUAUUGGUCCUUUGGGUCAGGUGCCAACCAGGUUAGCUGAGCUUCUUAACCCUUUACAGGUAACAGGAUGUUGCCUCUGGCCAGGAGGGAUUUUAUAACACUGUCUAUAGAAAGGUGAUUACUCUUCUCUUUGUAUUUAUGACAUACCCCUUCCUGGCUUCACUUCUCUUUUCCUUUCUUCUCUUUUAUAAUUGAUUAUUUCUAGUGUUGUCUUUCAGUGUCUGUAUUCUUUUUUCAUUUUCUCCCCUCAGUACCCUUAUAUCUCUCUCUCUCUUUCUUACAUUUUAUCUGCCACCUCUAUAUUCUCUGUAUCUCCUUACUUCUCCCCACCAAAAAAAUCUCUCUCAAUACCAUGCUGCUUUUCUAAUUUAUCCCAUCAGUUUCUUCCUCUCUCUCUCCCACCCAACCCAAGUAUAUGAAAUAACUGUUUGUACGUUGGACUAUUUCAAAGGUGACCAAAGUUAGACUUGCAAACCAAAUGUGAGACCCCUCUCCUCUCCUCUCCUCUCCUCUCCUCUCCAGUAGAGGUCCCCAUAGUGAUCAUUUUGAUGUAAGCAGCUGCUGUGACCUGUAGGAACCAUAUAAAGAGUGGCUAUAAUCAUUUCCCUUUUCUGAAAACUAGGCAUGACUUGGCAAGCUGUUCACAUGGACAAACUUUUCAUGCUCCCAACUAAAUUCGCUAAGUAUUUUUCUGAACCCAAAAAUAUGCAGUAACCAAUGAUACCUUUCCUAAAGGCAGUGUUGCAUUGUUCCUAAUCAGUUUCACACAGAAGAGCAAGAAGGGGCUUGGAGACUGCCACUGGCAUCAAUGCAUGUGAGAGAAUGCCUGGAACACUUGCAAUUUGACAUUUAAGAUUCUAAAAAAUGCAGCUUAAAAAUUCUCUAAUUAUAUAUUUUACAAGAAUAUUUGGCAGUAUGUUGAAGGACCGUAAUUCCUCUAAAACAUGGAGGAGCAAACAAAAAAUAAUAUAAAAAAUCCUUUUGAAAUGAGAUCGGAUGCAGCCCCCCAAAAAUUCUUAUUUACUGAAAGUGAUCAAGAACUCAGUAGUGGAAAUGAUUGGGGAAUUUGAGUUUUGAGGGAAUGUGAUGAAAUUGCUGAUCUGAGGUCUCAAAUGUGUGCAGAAAAUGCAUGACCAAUUGUAAAUUAACCAAUGGAGGGUGAAUGAAGGAGAUGGGACAACAACAACUUCAACUUAUGCAUGCAUUUACCCAUUUUUGGCAUGCAGUUUAGGCCCAUAUUUUUGAAAAUGCACCCCAAAAGUGUUUGUAGUUUGUCUUGCUCUCUGUUCUAGGCAUAUUUUUUAAAAAAAAAUUAAAGUUCACCCACUGGCAUUCCUUGACGUGAGGGAUAUCUUUGCAGAAUGGAAAUGUAUUGUCGGGAGCUGACAGAGAGAUUUGAGGAUGUUUGGAUAGUUUCUGGACCUUUGACCUUGCCUCAGACAGGGGAUGAUGGAAAGAAAAGAGUUAUCUAUCAGGUAAUCGGCAAGGGCGAUGUGGCUGUGCCAUCACAUCUCUACAAGGUGAUUCUCGCCAGGCGAAGCAGAAUAUCCUCAGAGCCCCUGGUGCUGGGAGCCUUUGUGGUGCCCAACGAUCCCAUAGGCUUCAAUCACCAACUACCUGAAUUUCAAGUGCAUAUUGAAGACCUGGAGAAAAUGUCAGGAUUGGUUUUCUUCCCACAAGUGGACAAAACCAAAGAUGUUAAAAAUAUCUGUGAUGUAGACACCUGUAAACUGAUGGGGUUUGAUGAGUUUACGUUGUACAUCACCACCCGGAAAGUUCACAGUGCCAGAACACUGCACAGGCUGGAAAAGGUCAUGUCAGAGUUAAGGGAAAUGGGAAUUGAGCCUGACGAAUAUCUUGUGAAGCUUUACAAGAAGAAGGAGGCGGAGCUAGUGCAGCAAAAGCAAAUGGAAGCUAGAGAAGGGAGAGCUGGUUGAGUACAUGGUUCAGAAAAUACAUUUGGAAUGUUAUACUCUCAGAAAGGAGGCACAUGCACACACUCAAUUUGGAUUUCAUGAUUUGGCCAUUUUAAAAAAAAAAUGUGGAAACAAUUAGAAGUUGAAGUUCAGGGUAAUGUUCAGUCUCUUGUAACAUGUAUGUAUGAUUUGCUACAGUACUGUGUGGGAAAGGAAAAUGACCCUUUCCUGGCAUGACUGGAUUAUGGGGCUUUUGAAAAAGGCUUUGUACUAUUUUCUAAACGAGACAUCAGAAUUGGGGUUUGUAUGGAAUCCCUUCCAGGAAUAUUAUAAAAAUAGACAGUGGACACCUUGGGAGUAUAACUGGAACCUGUCUAAAUGUAACUGACCCUACAGAUGUAUUUUAAUACUAAGACGUAGAAUUAGUGGUGUUACUGAGAGUUGGGGGGGGGGGUUUGUUUUGUUUUUUUCAUGAAAAAUGCUGACAUGAAAUUUUUCUUUUACUUGGUGUUUUUUUUUUUAAAUCCAGUAACAUUUAUAAACCACUGUCUAGUCCGUGGCAAAUCUCUCAUUGACUUCAGUGAGGUCAGAAUUUCUCCCAUUCAUUUUAAUAAGUAUAACAAAAUGCAUAGUCCAUCACAUCACAAGCUACCGCACCUUACCUCUCCAGGUCCAAGAGGCAGCAGAGUGCAUGGCCUGGAAUCCCCUUAGGGGAUUUGGCAAACUCACAGCUCAACAGGAUCUUGGAGACACAGUGUAUCCCCAUGAUUCCGUUGGCAAGGGGAUGGGGUAGACAGACUGACCUGAGCUGUGGUCAUCGGGGUUUAGGACGGGUCUUACCAUCAAAACAUAGCCGUCGGAAGGGCAGAAGCCUCGCAGCUGUGUGUGUAAAGGAGGGUUCUUUUUGGAGGAAGCAGUUUGCUCCGCCCAUCAGGAUAGGCUACUCUCUCAUGUUUGUUUCAGCAUAAAUGUAAAUCUGCACUUACCCUAUCUAUUGGGUAAUAGGGAAGCACAUACUAGUAGAGGGAGGGGUCUGCUAUUUUUGUGGAUCCAGGCUUCUAUUAGUUAUUAUCCACCCUUGCCUGGCAGGUGUGUGAAGUGGAAGUAGGAAUUCAGGGACAGACUGUGGUUUAAUUUCAUUCCUAACAAGGAGGCCUAUAAAAUCCAUAAACCAUCCCCUCUGGUCUAGUAAAGUCAUAUGCUGUGUCAGCCUCAUGAGCAGCAAGUUCAAAGGCAGCAGGUAUCCCCUUCAGCGUCUAGAGCUGCCAUACCACCUAAAACCACACUGUGCAGAGAACCCUGUAAAUUGUGACUCUGUUGCCAGUAUAAAAUUAUACCAGCAACAGGAGCAUAGCUGUAGCACAUACUUUCUUACGGGAGCAAGCUGCACAGAGCAUCCACUCUAUUUCAGCUCCUACUCCAGGUCUUACAUACCCCCUUGACUUCCUGCAGGGUCUGCUUAGCAUGAUUUUCAUGUCAAAGGGCUCACCAUGUGGAAUCUGAUCCCUCUAGGAUUUUCAGUCACUGCUCCUGGAUUCCCCUCUGAAGCAUGCAGGAGUGGGGACCAUAAGGCCCAGGGUAAAUAGCUAGUUCUGGCCUAGCAAAAACACAUCCCUAUCUGGUACAAACCAAAGAAUACAAUCAUGUGCAUUUACUUUGCUUGUUUCACAAAUUGAGGUAAUAACUCUAGCUACUGUAACAAAGCUUAUUUAUAGUCCCUUACGGUCAUGGGGAUUUCCAAGUGAAACAGAAAACACAGCACAAAUAAUGACAUCUCUUGGCUUGUUUAUUUCUAAAAUGAAAUUACUACCUGAUAUGCUCUGAGCUAUGUACAGCAGAGUUAGUGGCUAUCAGUAGUUGUGUCAAAAUUCCUCAUGAUCAGACUGUUAAAUGCUAAUGCCUUAACUAGAGUUUCUGUACAAUCCACGUUAGUUUUCCAUCCCUAGCAAUCAUCCAGGUCUAUCAAAAUGCCCAGUUUUUGUUGGAGAGGUUAUAAAAUGGCUAAUUGUGAUAGAAACCAGUGGUGAAAAGUGCUAGCAGUGGUUUGCUUUGGGUCUCCCAGUGUUUUGGCCUCUAAGGCUAAAGUAAGAGAGUUGUAGGGUGGUGACAUCUAUACCAUUUACAAUCUGAUACAAUCAUUUCCUGAUAUUUUCUUGAACUGCUGCUCUACAGCAUUCUCACAGACCUUGAUUCAGAGCGUGCGAGUUGGUAAAAAAUGUGUUUUCAUUUGCUAAUAUGCAGAGACUAAUAAAAGGAGAAACUGUU